AAGAAAGUCAAAGGUAUUCCGAGUGCGUAACCUUACGUGCGUAGUUCAGGGAAUCUGUGUCAACGAUGCUUUCAAUUUAUAGGUGUUGCAGGCGGUUGACAGGUGUUUCCAAGCAUUGUUUAGGAUUUCAAAGUUGUUCUGGAGGGGUAAGAAGUACCGUGCAUUGUCAUGCAUAUUCUUCAGAAAGCGGACAAGUUUACGAUGACGCAUUUUCAAGAUCGGUAAACAACCCUGCAGAGUUUUGGGCCGAAGCCUCAGAAGAUAUAGUGUGGCAUAAAAAGUGGACGAAAGUAUUGGAUGAUUCAAAUUCUCCAUUUACGCAGUGGUUUGUCGGCGGAGAAUUAAAUACCUGUUAUAAUGCACUGGACCGCCACGUGGAUGCAGGUAACGGGGACCAAGUGGCCAUCAUCUUUGACAGUCCUGUCAGCAAACAGAUGGACAAAAUCACAUAUGAAGAACUGCUGUACCAGGUUACUCGUCUGGCGGGUGUAUUGAGGAAACAUGGAGUUGACAAGGGAGACCGUGUGCUGAUCUACAUGCCUAUGAUCCCCCAGGCUAUCAUUGCUAUGCUGGCCACAGCCAGACUAGGGGCUAUCCAUUCUCUAGUAUUUGGGGGGUUCGCAGCAAAGGAGUUGGCAGUUAGAAUUGAUCAUGCAGAGCCUAAAAUUUUGAUUAGUGCUAACUGUGGGAUAGAGCCCAAUAGAAAUGUCAUGUACAAGCCCAUGCUGGAUGCUGCUGUAGAUAUGGCCACCCAUAAACCAAACAAAUGCAUCAUUUACAACAGACCAAUGUUACCAUUCUGCACCUUCCAUAAAGAUCGAGAUCUGGACUGGGCGAUGGAGGUGGAGAUGGCUAAACCAGUGGACUGUGUACCAGUAGGGUCUAUGGACCCAGCUUAUGUACUGUAUACCUCAGGAACAACCGGGCUUCCAAAGGCAGUGGUUCGACCCAGUGGGGGCCAUGCGGUAGUGCUGAAGUGGUCAAUGUGGAACAUUUAUGGUCUCAAACCAAAAGAGGUAUGGUGGUCUGCCUCAGAUCUUGGCUGGGUAGUGGGUCACUCCUACAUUUGUUAUGCCCCUUUGCUCAAUGGAAACACUACAAUAGUGUAUGAGGGUAAACCUGUGGGGACCCCUGACCCCGGUGUUUACUUCCGGAUUCUGAAGGAACACGACGUAGCAGGGAUGUUUGUAGCUCCUACAGCAAUCCGAGCCAUCCGAAGAGAGGAUCCGGAUGCUUCUUAUGCACAGAAAUAUCUUCCACUGCCAAAGUUCCGUGGUCUUUUUGUGGCUGGAGAACAUUGUGAUAAAGAGACACUGGAAUUUGCUCGGUCAAUACUGAAGGCCCCUAUACUGGACAACUGGUGGCAAACAGAGACUGGUUGGGCCAUCAGUUCCACUUGUUCAGGAUUAAACAUGUCCUUGUCCCCACCAUCAGGGGCUGCUGGCAAACCAGUACCAGGCUGGAAUGUUCAGGUUUUAAAGAAAGACUUCACACAGGCAGCAGCUGGUGAACUUGGGGACAUUGUUGUCAAACUGCCUCUACCACCAGGUGCAUUCAGUACUCUAUGGAAGAAUGAAGAGCGAUUCAGGAAAACUUACUUUGAAACAAAACCAGGUUACUAUGACACUAUGGAUGCAGGAUACAAGGAUGAAGAGGGCUAUGUUUAUGUAAUGGCUAGAAGUGAUGAUGUCAUCAACGUAGCUGGUCACAGACUCUCAACGGGUGCAAUAGAAGAAGCAAUCAUGACAAGUGAGGACAUAGCAGAGGUGGCGGUUGUAGGAAUCCCAGACACCCUUAAAGGGCAGGUACCACUAGGACUUUGCGUGUUAAAACAUGGAGUGAAUAAAUCUGCUGAUCAGGUUCUAGACAAUGUCAGAAAUAUUGUGAGGACAAAUAUUGGGCCUGUGGCAGCUUUCAAGCUGGCCGUCAUUGUCCCUAAGCUACCCAAGACUCGAGCCGGAAAGAUAGCUCGUAAUACUGUAGCUCUCAUGGCAGCUGGACAGCCAUUCAAAAUCCCAGUCACCAUUGAGGAUGCUUCCGUCUACCCGUACAUCAGAGAUUCUCUACAACAGAUAGGCUACGCCAGAGAAUACCUUCCUCAAUAGAAGAUGCAGAUGUCUAUUUACAGCUAAGGGUGGCCUUUGAAGAUGCAGGAUUCACUGUUGGUGCACCAGAGUAAACACUAUUGAAUCAUGGGAAGUACCACACCACGGAAUCAUGGGAAGUACAAUCCCACAUAUAAAGUCAUUAUCUGAAGUUCAUGACAUCCAAUUUUCUUAGGCUAACUUCCGUGAUCAAUGUGAGACUGAAGCAAUUUGUGUCUUGGUGUUAGAGUAGAUAGACUUCCUGUUUUGUAUUUUAUCAUAUUUAACCAGAUUUUAUACUUAUAUCAGGUAUGUGCCUAACACACUGCAUCAUUUAAUGAUAUCGCAGUCAAUAUGCCUUGUGUAUUUAUGUUGUACUAUAAGGGUUAAACUGUGAUACUUUGACAUUCUUAAACUACGACAUUUCUGAUAGAGUUAAAUGUAUGGCGGUAAACCUUGAUCUAUUUCCCAUGACAUGUGUUGGUUCUCACUUGAAUGUGUCCAUUUAUGGAUGAAAUUUAGUAUUACAUCAGCGAUAAAAAAAAAUGUCGACACCAGGAUUAAAUGUUAUUGGUUAUAUGAAAUUGGUGUAAUACUGUAUAUAAAUGAACAAUGCCUGUGCCAUAUCUAUUAGUAUACCUCAAUGUUUUAAAAGCAUCAUAUUUGAUAUAUUAAAAGAAAACAAUUUUUGCAUUGCUUUAUCUUGAAAAACUUUUUCGUAUUAUAUGCCUGUCCUAAGAUGGGUCGUAUUAUGGUAAAGGCUUUCCUUGUCCAUCUGCCUGUCCCUUUUUUUUUCUCCUUUUUUGUAUCUGGGUCAUAUCUGUCACACUAUGAGGCCUAGGACUAUCAAACUUGGUCAGUUUAUGUAUCUUGGAAGGUGGGGGGGGGGGGGGUUGCAAACCAAAUAUAGUUCACUAUGGCCUCUUAGAAUUAUAUGGCUAUAAAUAUUCAAAUUGUGUCCAGAUCAUAUCUUUUACACUGUGAGGCCUAGGACUAUUAAACCUGGUCAGUUGAUGUCAGGUGGGGGUGGGGUCAUGAACCAAAAAUAGGUCACUGGCCUCAUUUUGGAAUUUUAUGGUAAUAUAUGUACAUUUUCAAUUUGUGUCCAGAUCAUAUCUUUCACACUGUGAGGCCUAGGACUAUCAAACCUGAUGCAUCUUGGAAAGAAUGGUGUGUCAUGACCCAAAUAUAGGUCACUGUGACCUCCCUCUGGAAUUGUACGGCUAAAUAUUCGCAAUUUGUGUCAGGAUCAUAUCUGGCAUACUAUGAGGCGUAGGACUAUAACAAACUUUGUCAGUUGAUGUAUGUUUGGGGGAAAGGUAUGUUGUGAUCCAAAAAUAUAUCACUAUGGUCUCAUUUUGAAAUUGCAAUUGACAGAAUCACAACUUGUGACUUGAAGCAUUCAAACAUAGAUAUGCACCAUGACCAUGGAGUUAUAAAUGGGCAUAUCAUGCACCUCAGUGGUGCACUUUACUUUUAUAUUGGUAUAUGGAUUUCAAAUCAUUUGAAUUUUUUUUAAAGUAAGGACAAUUGUAAAUAGGGUAUCACAUCAAAGAUGUUAAUGAAGGGAAUGGAGGUUUACAGGGAGACAUCUCUCAGUAUUAUUACGUAGAGGGUUGUAUUUUAGACACGUUUACAUUUGUUCUGAUGCAAGGUGUAUACUACAGCAUUUUAUGCAGUAAAGUACCGGUACUGCACUGUAUACAAGUCGUAGGUCUAACCUACACAUGCUACUUCCUAUUCUUGUUAUUCGUGGUGUUUGAUCUAUACGUAAUAUGUGACAAUGAUACAAUCACGUACAAGUUUAUAUAUAUCUGUGGAUAUCUGUGUAAUUAUAAUUUGUAUGUAUUCAUAUAUUUGUAAUAAAUGCUUGAUCUGG
This is a messenger RNA of Ostrea edulis (European flat oyster), 3963 nucleotides long. Its product is annotated as acyl-CoA synthetase short-chain family member 3, mitochondrial-like. The record is from RefSeq and is a predicted model, not a curated record. The coding region runs from base 66 to 2105 and encodes 679 amino acids. The transcript has 18 exons. Lineage: Eukaryota; Metazoa; Mollusca; Bivalvia; Ostreida; Ostreidae.